AUGCUGGAACUCGGUUCAUGGAAGUUAGAGGGGGGGCGGAAUACAAAGCAAGGCAAGGUGAUGAUGGGUGGAGCAAGACGUCGAUUGAUUGGUGAAGAAAGAAGCAUCGGGCUGUUGCAAGCAUUUGACGACGCGGGAAAAGACGAAUGCCUGGCCGACAGCCUCGAGGUCCAGUGCUCCCCCAGUUUAGAGCCGGUCGACCCGACCCACAUCCUGCAGGUGGACUCCGAGGUCGAACUCAGAGCAACCCUCACGCCCUCCGACCCCUCCCCCGGUCACCUCAAAGGAAGUAGAAUCGAAACCUACAACAAGGAACAGAUGCAUGCCCUCUUCUUCUCAACAGCCAUGCGUUCUGGAAGCAAGCAGAUACACCAUGCAGCUGCUCCCAUGAUACUAAUUAUAACUAAGAUGAUAAUGGGGCCUCAAGAACAUGACGCUUUGGUAGAAAAGUUCCUACGCAGCUGUCCUGAUGUAGGCACCAUUUACUUAUUGAUAAGGGUGAAGAAAGGGCUCUCGACUGAUGAAAGGCUAAAGGAAUUAAUCAGCCAAAGGGUGUUCGAUCUCGUAAGAGAAAAUAAUCCAAACGCCUUCAAGAAACUUCGCAUCAUAUCCGGCGACAUUUUAGAGCCAGAGCUUGGCAUUUCGGAGCAAGAUAAACAGCUGUUGCGAGACACUUGCCAUGUGGUCUUCCACAGUGCUGCUUGCGUCAGAUUUGAUCAGAAACUAAAGGAUGCCGUGGCAAUGAACACCACAGGAACAUUGCUUGUGCUGCAGCUUGCCGAGUCAAUGAAAAAGCUCGAGGUAUUCGUACACUUAUCAACAGCAUAUUGCCGCUGCCACCUGGAUGUGCUAGAGGAGAAGCUGUACCCUGCCGUGCACAAACCUCGUCGCAUUAUGGACAUCACACAGUGGAUGGAUGACGAGCUGCUGGAUCACUUAGAGCCAAAAUUAAUUCAGUCCGAGCCGAACACUUAUUCUUACACCAAAGCAAUCACCGAGGACCUCGUGGCUGAGUAUGGGUCAAAGUUUCCAUUAGCGAUCGCCAGGCCAUCUAUUGUACUAUGUGCGUGGAAAGACCCGUAUCCUGGUUGGGUUGAUAAUUUAAACGGUCCAACAGGUUUACUAAUCGCCAGCGGAAAAGGUGUAAUCCGCACAAUGCACUGCGAGCCAUCGUACACAGCGGACGCGAUGCCCGUCGAUGUCACCGCCAAUGGCUGUAUUCUACUCGCAUACGCCACUGCUCUUGACAAGCCAAAAGAAGUUCGCGUGUACAAUAUCACCUUGUCUGGGAUGAUUAAAAUUAAGUGGGAAGACAUCAUUGAAUUAGGUCGUAAAUGGGUAAACGUAUACCCUCACACGGUAGCUUUGUGGUACCCCGGUGGUUCCGUGAAAUCGUACUGGUGGACCCAUCAGCUUUGCGUCAUUUUCCUUCACAUCAUACCGGCCUAUUUUAUAGAUAUGCUGCUGUUUCUUUUGGGAAGGAAGACUUUCAUGGUGAAUCUCCAAAAACGCAUCAGCCACGGCUUGAACGUGAUUCAAUAUUAUACGACGAAGGAAUGGUACUUCACUAAUAACAAUUUCAAGGCGUUGCGCGAUCGCAUAAGCAAAGAAGACGACGAGACAUUCUACACGGACGUAACCAGUGUUGUACCGGACGAUUUCUUGCGAGACUACGUAUUGGGGGCACGCCAGUUUUGCUGCAAAGAAGAUCCUAGCACUUUGCCUCGUGCUAAAAAGUUGCAUAAAAUACGCUACAUAGCAGAUGCGAUAGCGAAAAUAGUCCUGCUAGGACUGCUGCUCUGGUUCAUGUACUCCUAUUCCCAUUUGUUCUCCACCGUCGUUGGAACACUGGACAGCACAUUGAAGAACCUUUCGCCCAUAGACCAGGUUAAAGCUGAAGGAACUACUAUUACGAGUAGUAUAUAGGAUUAGAAUACAAAUAAAAAGACGGUGUUCUGUUGAUAAAAGAAAAAAAAAGAAAAGAUUUUUUAUUGAUUGUAGGCAAAUACACGAAAUAAAGAAACUAGUGGAUAGAGCCGGUAGGUUUAUAGCGCCCAAGUGCAAUCAAUACCCUGGCGCCAUCUAGUAGGCACGCGAUCAAAAUACUUUGAGACCCCACUAGCGUUUUUGGCGCACGCACAGCGUCGAUACCACGUCCGUGCGGCGGCGACGCAACGGGGCGUUUCGUAUACCCGACUUUAUUUAUUUUAUUUUAUUUUUUAUUAUUUUUAUUAUUUUUUACUCUAUUUUUUUAUUAAGAGUUUUGGCUUGGAUACGAGUACUUUGAGCCAUAUCGUCAUUUAAUUACACUUUUAAUUACAUUUCUACAACAUUGUU
Hyposmocoma kahamanoa is the source of this 2337-nucleotide messenger RNA. RefSeq names its product fatty acyl-CoA reductase 1-like. Gene Ontology annotation, cellular component: peroxisome. Lineage: Eukaryota; Metazoa; Arthropoda; Insecta; Lepidoptera; Cosmopterigidae. The record is from RefSeq and is a predicted model, not a curated record. Gene Ontology annotation, biological process: long-chain fatty-acyl-CoA metabolic process. Bases 1 to 1926 code for a protein of 641 amino acids. Gene Ontology annotation, molecular function: alcohol-forming very long-chain fatty acyl-CoA reductase (NADP+) activity. The transcript has 15 exons.